UUUUGUGUGUUUUUGUGUGUAUUUGUGUGCGUUUUUGUGUCUUUGUUCACUGGAUGCGGAGUUCUCGCGUGAUUUCCGCGUGUGGGAUCUGCUGGUCUCGCGACAUCUUGCGGUCGGACGCGUUCCGCACAGGCGACGUAUCCGGGGUGAACGCCACGCACGCUGCAGAAAAACCCCGCAAACCCCGCACGAAACACGCAGCAAACCCGCGGGAACCGAUCCAAACGCACCGGGACCGGAACCCGGACCGGGACCGAGACCGAGACUCAGACCCAGACUCAGACCCAGACCCGGGUUCACGGCGCACGCGGGACUCACGGCGCACGGAGCCAUGGACGAUGAGCGGUUCAUUGAGGAGGUGCAGUUCCGCAGUGUCCUGUACGACACCACGCACCCGUUCUACAAAGACAACAGCCGGAAGGAGCGCGCGUGGGCGGAAGUGGCCACGGCGCUGCGGACGGACGUGUGCGACUGUAAAAGUCGUUGGAGGAAUCUGCGGGACACGUUUGUUAAACAUCGGAAGAGACUCGAGGUCCCAAAGGGAAACUGGCCCCAGAAGGACUGGAAGUACUCGGAACUCAUGUCCUUCCUGCUCCCGUUCGUGGUGCCGAGAGCCUCCAAACGUAAAGCCCCGCCCCCAGCAGAGCUCGAGGGAGAGAGGGAAGCUCCGCCCCCCUGUCACCGGCCCCCUCGACCCCGCCCGCCCACCCCCCCCGCAGAGCGCCCAGCGGGAGCACACUGGCAGGGAGGGCGGGGGCUCGCGGGGGUCGUGGGCGGAGUGUAGGGGGUUGUGGGCGGAGCGUCGGGAGUCAUGGGCGGAGCGUCGGCCCCGGGUCCCCGAGAGCGACUGGGACGAGGCGUAUCACUUCUGCCUGAGCGUCGUCCCUCAGCUGCUGCGACUCGACUGGAGGCGGCGACACACGGCCAAGAUCGAGAUCCUACGAGUCCUGGAACGACUCCGCCAAGACCAGGACCACGACAAGACCCCCCCGGGCCCCAGGACCCACACUCAGGUGGGGGACAGAGCGGGGCCCCGGGGACCAGGCUCCGAUUCGGACCAGCACCAGCGGCGUGCGGAGUCGUACCAGCACCAGCGGCGCUCCGAGUCGGACCAGCACCAGCGGCGCGCGGAGUCGGACCAGCACCAGCGGCGCUCCGAGUCGGACCAGCACCAGCGGCGCGCGGAGUCGGACCAGCACCAGCGGCGCUCCGAGUCGGACCAGCACCAGCGGCGCUCUGAGUCGGACCAGUACCAGCAGUUGUUCCUGGAGCUGUUCCAGGAGGACGGGAGCUUCGUGCGGCUCGUGGGUUUGUCUCGGGGACAGUUUGAGGAGCUGCUGCGUCUCGUGGGAGAAAGUCUGACGCUCCAGGACACCAACUACAGACGCUCCAUCCCCGCCUCCCUGCGUCUCUGCAUCGGACUCAGGUACCUGCGGUCGGGGGAGCACUUCCACAGCGUGGCAGAGAUGUUCCGCGUGGCGUUGUCGUCGGUGUGUAAGAUCGUGCCGCAGGUGGUGGCGGCGCUGUGGGACGGUCUGAAGGGGGAGGUGUUGGCGCCGCCGGGUUUGGAGCGGUGGCGUUCCGUGUCAGAGGAGUUCCGGCGCCGCUUUGACUUCCCGCUGUGCUGCGGCGCGCUGGACGGGCGGCAGGUGCUGCUCAAGGCCCCGCCCCGCUCCGGCGUUCAGGGUCAGAGGUCGUCGUCGGUGGUGCUGCUCGCCGUGGUGGACGCUCGCUCGCGCUUCCUGGUGGUGGAGGUGGGCGGGUUCGGGCGGGUCAGCGACGAGGGCAUCCUGGAGAGCUCCGUGUUCGGACAGGCUCUGAGCCAGGGCAAACUGGACCUGCCGCCGCCGGCGCCGCUCCCGGGGGCGGAGCUCCGGGGACCUCAGCCCUACGUGUUCGUGUCGGACGAGACGUUCACGCUGCGCACCAACGUGAUGCGCCCGUUCACUGGACACUUCGUGGCGCCGCAGAAGCGCGUGUUUAACCAGCGCCUGGCGCGCGCUCAGAGGGCGGCCGACAGGGCCUUCGCCCGCCUGGCGUCGCACUGGGGCCUGUACCGCCGUCCCGCCGAGACGAGGCCCGAGGUGGCGGAGCAGUGUGUGAGGGCGACGUGUCUCCUGCACAACCUCAUCCUGUCAGAGGAGGAGGGGGCGAGGAGGUGA
Molecule: messenger RNA, 2162 nt
Organism: Boleophthalmus pectinirostris (great blue-spotted mudskipper)
Lineage: Eukaryota; Metazoa; Chordata; Actinopteri; Gobiiformes; Gobiidae
Exons: 6
Coding region: 54-2162 (702 amino acids)
Molecular function (GO): DNA binding
Source: RefSeq, a predicted model, not a curated record